ACCACUUCCUUCUCUCUUUCUUACUCAAUUUCUCCUUCUUCCAUAACUUCUUCUUCACCAUCUCUCAAAAUUCCAUUUUUUUGUUUCUGAUUCUCAUCAGUUUUACAUCUUCUUCUUUGUCUUUUUACAUAGCCUGCCUGCAAGUUGCUCUGUUUCACUCUGUUUUUACUCUGGUUUUGUAUAUAUAUAAGAAAAAGAGUAAAGCAUCAAUGGCGGCCAACAAAUUUGCCACCAUGUUACAUAGAAACACCAACAAGAUUACUCUUAUUCUAGUCUAUGCAGUUCUGGAAUGGACUUUGAUCGUUCUUCUUCUUUUAAAUUCUCUGUUUUCUUAUCUAAUCAUCAAAUAUGCAGAGUAUUUUGGCCUCAAAAAGCCCUGUCUUUGGUGUUCAAGGCUCGAUCACAUCUUCGACUCUUCAAAGAAGAAGGAUUCUUAUAGAGAUCUUGUGUGCGAUGAUCAUGCUAAAGAGAUUUCUAAACUGGGGUUCUGCUCAAAUCAUCAAACUCUUUCUGAAUCGCAAGAUAUGUGUGAGGAUUGCUCGUCCUCGUCGCAUCGCGAAUUCUCAAAGGAUUACGCUUUCUUUCCAUGGAUGAAGCAGAUUGGAAUCGCUCAAAAUGGUGAAGAUGGUGCUCAAAAUGGUGAGGUGGAGCCUAAAUGUUCUUGUUGUGGAGUCAACUUGGAGAGAAAGUUUUACUCUCCAUAUGUGUUGUUUAAGCCUUCUUGGGAGGUGUUGGAUUAUCCCCAAAAGGAAAAUUUGAUUGAGCAAGAUGGAGAUGAUGAUCAUUUUGAUCAAAGUAGAUCGGAUUCUUUGACCAACCAACUUGAAGAUGUUCAAAAGAUUGCUGAAGACAUGGGAAUUUUAAUUGAAGGGAGAGAAUUGGAGAUAGAGGAGAAUUGUUCAACUAAUGAAGAUGAUGAAGUGGAUGUUGUUAUAGAGAAAGAACAAGAGUCUUCUUCUUCAAAGGAGGAAGCUUUGAAGGCUUCAACAGAGGAUCCAUCUUGUGAUGAGAGUAAAAAUCAAGCACCUCCUGAAAGUACGACUAAGCAUUUAGAGUUUUACAUAGAUGGAGAGGAUUGUCAUUUGAUUCCAGUUGAAUUGAUGGAUCCGGCGACGGCUGAAGGGAAAAGUGGGUACAAAUUGAGGGAUGAAGGUGAGGGAAACGGUGAAAAUGAAGAUGUUAUUUUGGAUUUUACCAUGAAUGAUGUUGGGACAGAAGUUGAGUUGGUAAUGGAGAAUGUGGAGAACAGGUUCAGUUCAGAAAAGGCAAUGGCAUCACUUUCAGCCCAUGAAAAUGAGGAGCAAACUAAGGCUAUGGUGCUUGAACCAGUGGAAGAAGAGAAUGAGGAUGAAAAAGAGAAUGAGAGUGAGAGUGAGAACGAGUGGUCUUCAUUUAUACAAGCAGAAUUUGGAGAUUCAAUCGAAGACGAGCCCGAACAAGUUGCUGUCGCGCAAACGCCUCAGACCCCGUCUGUUGAUGCUCAAGGUGAUGCUGAAGCAAGUGAGGAAACAGCAGGAGGAGAUGUGGAAUUGGAAUCAGAUUUUAAUCAGGUUUCUGAUGAAGCACUUCGAAUGAAAAAUGAUGAAAUUGAUGCCGAGAUCUCGAUAGGGACAGAGAUUCCGGAGCAUGAACCGAUUGAUGACAUUCAAAAUGAACAAGAACCUUUUGCUAGUUCUUCUGAAUUGCAUGUAGAUAAUGGUUGUAAGCAAGUUGAAGAUGAUAAUGUAGAGUUCAAGACCAUAACAAUUGAGACAAUCAAUCAUUUGUCAAUUCCCUCGGAGGUUAAUGAGAUUGAAGAAGAUAAAGUUCCUGAUACGCCGACUUCUGUUGAUAGUUUUCAUCAAUUACACAAGAAGUUCCUACUACUUGAUCGAAGAGAAUCCGGAGCAGAAGAGUCCUUGGAUGGUGGAAGUGUUAUCAGUGACAUUGAUUCUGGAGAUGGAGUAAUGACAGUUGAGAAGUUAAAAUCAGCAUUGAGAGCAGAACGAAAGGCGUUAAAUGGUUUAUAUGCAGAAUUAGAAGAAGAGAGGAGUGCUUCAGCAGUGGCGGCGAGCCAGACAAUGGCGAUGAUAAAUAGGCUUCAGGAAGAGAAAGCGGCGAUGCAGAUGGAAGCUUUGCAGUAUCAAAGAAUGAUGGAGGAACAAUCGGAGUAUGACCAGGAAGCAUUGCAGCUUUUGAAUGAGCUUAUGGUAAAGAGGGAGAGGGAGAAGGCCGAGAUUGAAAAAGAGCUCGAAUUAUAUCGAAAGAAGGUUCAUGAUUAUGAGUCGAAAGAGAAAAUGAUGAUGUUAAGAAGAAGAAGCAGAACUUCAUCUGCUUCUUGCAGCAAUGCUGAGGAUAGCGAUGGUCUAUCUAUUGAUUUGAAUCACGAAGUGAAGGAAGUAGAGAGCCCUGAGAAUAACCAAGAAAGUAGCAAUCAGAACACUCCUGCUGAUGCAGUUCUAUAUUUGGAGGAGUCAUUGGCUAACUUUGAGGAUGAAAGGCUAUCCAUUCUAGAGCAACUCAAGGUUUUGGAAGAAAAAUUGUUUAUAUUAAACGACGACGAGGAGCAACAUUUUGAGGAUAUAAAAUCAAUUGAUCAUUUCCACAGAGAGAAUGGUAAUGGCUAUACUGAGGUUUAUGAUUUUGAAAGUGAAAUUAAUGGGCUAGCCAAUGGCCAUUUCAAAGAAAUGAAUGGGAAACUUCAUUAUCAAGAAAGGAAAAUUAUCGGUGCUAAGGCGAAGAGACUUCUUCCUCUUUUUGAUGCAAUUGGUACUGAAACUGAAGAUGGAAUUCUCAAUGGACAUGAACUAGAGUUUGAUUCUGUUGCAUCGCAGAACUCCUCUAUCACAAAAUUUGAACUGGACAGCAAGAGGUUUGCUCUUGAGGAAGAGGUCGAUUAUGUCUACGAAAGGCUACAAGCACUUGAGGCAGAUAGAGAAUUUCUCAAGCAUUGCAUGAGCUCCCUGAGAAAAGGAGAUAAAGGAGUAAAUCUUCUCCAGGAAAUCCUACAACAUCUUCGCGAUCUCAGAAGCGUUGAGCAACGUGCAAGAAAUAUCGAACAUAUUGCUUCAUAAAAACGCAAAUCAAUUCCAAAAAAAAGAUUACAGAUUGUUCAAAUUCUAGGACAAAGAAGCACCAAAUGCAUUUGGAAAAUUGCAACAAAAUUUCAAAGGAAAGUCCCUGGAUGGAGAGGGAAGCUCCUGGUAAUUAAAAGAUCAGCCUAAUGAUCUUUAUCUUUUGGUGGACUACAAAUGAAAUUUUGCAAGUCUACCCAGUUUUUAAUUUUGAUUUUAAUGGUUUUGGUGUCAAAGGUUAACCCAAAUUUUUGGUGGGUUGAGCUCAUCAUGCACUUUUUUUUGGGGGAAAAAACAGUGGAAUGAUGAGUGUUUAUGUGUGUGUAGGGUAGUGAGGUUAUGAAGGCAACCAAGCUGUCAAUUUGUAUUAUGUUUGUGAGAAAAAGGCCUGGACUCAAUGAUCCAACAAAGAUUCCAAGUUUGCCAGGCAAAAUUAGGAUUAGUUUAUUGGACAGUUAGAGAAUUAGGAGAGUUGUUUAUUUUGGGGGUUAAUUUUUUAAUCUCUUUUUCUUUUUUCUUUGUCUAUUUCACAAGGGGUUUGUACUUUUGUAUACUAAAUGUAUCCGUCCUUCUGUAAGUAUAUAAAGUGAGUGUUUGUUUA
Molecule: messenger RNA, 3654 nt
Organism: Pistacia vera
Lineage: Eukaryota; Viridiplantae; Streptophyta; Magnoliopsida; Sapindales; Anacardiaceae
Product: myosin-binding protein 2
Exons: 4
Coding region: 210-3053 (947 amino acids)
Molecular function (GO): myosin binding
Source: RefSeq, a predicted model, not a curated record